This is a messenger RNA of Brassica rapa (field mustard), 5147 nucleotides long. Its product is annotated as COBRA-like protein 9. Gene Ontology annotation, cellular component: membrane. The record is from RefSeq and is a predicted model, not a curated record. Gene Ontology annotation, biological process: cellulose microfibril organization. NCBI's taxonomy places the organism in Eukaryota, Viridiplantae, Streptophyta, Magnoliopsida, Brassicales, Brassicaceae.
UAUAAUAUUUCACAUUUGAUUGGCGUAAAACAGAAUAUAUUACAAUAACUGUGAGCACCGUUGGAAAUUCGAAGUACACAUGCGAGAAAAUCUUAUAGCCAGCUUUACUCCAACACAUAUCUUUACGUAUCGAAAUAAAUAAUACGAUUCCCCUUUGUUUGGCUGACAACGGGACAUUUAUAAAUACAACACUUCGUUUUUGACCUUAUUAAAUUAAGCAGUAAAACCUACAAAACAUUUUUUUGAAGUAUGAAUACCAUUAUAAUAAAAUUUAAGAGAGAUAAUGUAUAUAGGUAGUAAACUAUAGUUCUCAAACCCAUUAAAGCAAAUAAUAGCAUUUACACCAAUACAAACAAGAAGUUAGAAUAAAUAUUUAUGUAUAGGUAGUGGCAAUGAAUCAAAACCAAAUGAUUGAUGCAGUGAGACAAAGAUCAAUGGUCUGUCUCUACAAUUAUUGUGGUUUCUUGUUUAGUAUUGUUGAGUGUAGGCUUGGGUUUGGGCCUUAGGGUAUGAUAAUUGGUAAUGUUGCAGACAUGCUGUUGCGGUUAGAAUUGGUCAAACGGAAGCAUGCGAGGGUAAACUAAUUCAGAGAUAUAACUCCAAUUGGUUAAUAGCUCUGUUAUUUUGCUGGACGCAGUGCAUCACCAAAAUAUAGAAGAAUCUAAAAGGACAGGUCAGCAAUAAAUUAAAAUACAGAGUCAAAGGAUUGACGCAAGCUCCACGUCAAGAUUGCACGGGAGACACUGCAUUUUACAGCGAUGAAGAAAACACCGAAAACAUCACUUGCGAUAGUCGCCGGCGGGAAAUAUAUAAGGACGCUGCGUUUACAUUUCUUUGUUUUGUUCCUUAGAUUUUGGUUUUCGCCGCUGACGCUGCGUCCCGCAAAAGAACAGACCUAAUGUAGUUGCCAGAACGUUAACUAGGUGAGGUGCUGUUGUUUGGUUCAUGUUUUAAAACAAGACCUUAUAUAUUCCUUGUUAAAUGAUAUAUAAAAGUUCGAUUUUGCAUUAUUCUUGUGUUCGAAUGAAAUUUUACGAGGGAAUUUUUGCGGACAGGUACGCAGGAUCGACACUGAAUCUAAGCAACAAAUGUUUGGGUUUGACACCUCAUAAUAUAUCUAAAAUUUCAAACACUGGGGGAAAUAUAACAUUACAUCUGUUCUGAAGGAGCUGUGAGAAUUCAAAUCCUUUCUGCUUCAUUUUUUCAAAUUACUUUAUAUAUGGAACAACAUUGAUUUAUGAGUUCGGAGCAAUAUUUAUUGAUAAACUAUUAUUAUUGUGUGUCAAAACAAUUAAGACUAUUGUUGUAUGUUAAAUUAAACUAGCUCGAAUAACACCCCUAGCCCAUAGUAUUUAAAUUUUAUUGAAUAGAUGUUGGCAUACUGUUGGAAUGAUCAAGUCAUGCUAAUAUUGUGAAAACCAAUAAUUUUUAAUUUGCGUCCACGACUACACUAUUCUCUACAAAACCAACCUACCAACGUGCCUCGCACGAGUUCCAGACUUAAAACAUAUCUCGACGUGCGUCCUUGUAUCCUACAACGUUAUACCAUAAUCUCCUAAAGAUUAUAGACUCGUUACACCAUUUGCCUUCAAAUAAACAUUUUCUUUCUCAAAGAGAAUCACGCUUACCAUUGGAGAAAGCACAAUGGGGUUUCUCCUUCCGAUCUUAUUAGGAGUUUUCCUCUUAUUCACAGCUACGCCACCGUCCUUGUCUCAGUUCCCUCCGGAGAUAGACCCUCCGGCGCCAGCGCCGAUAUCACCCUCAGAACUCUGCAACGGAAUAUUCCUCUCCUACACAUUCAUUCUCGGUCGUCAGAUCCCUCCAAACGACACAACCGACCAGCCGUAUCGGUUCGAGUCAGUACUAACGGUUCUCAACAACGGCCGUGAAGAGCUCAAAGAGUGGAGAGUGUUCGUUGGUUUCCAACAUCACGAGAUCCUUACUUCCGCCAGCGAUGCGAUUAUCGUCAACGGGACAGAUCUUCCUGCUCCGGUAGGAAACGGCACCAUCUUCGCUGGCUAUCCUGUUUCUGACCUCAAAACGGCCAUUCAAACGGCUGGAGACUUAAAACAGAUGACGGCUACGAUUGAGCUGGUAGGGACUCAAUUCAUGGUGGCUCCUCCGGCCAUUCCAUUGCCAUCCAAUAUAUCGCUUGUUAACGAUGGUUGGAGCUGUCCUGAGCCAACCGCUACUCCUCUAAGUAAAAGACAGAUAACGACGUGCUGCAUAAGAGACCCAACCUUUGAAGUCAACACAACAACCAUCACGGACAAGUUCCUUCCACGACAACCCGGAGACUUGACCAUAAUGUACGACGUGAUCCGAGCCUACGACCAGAACUACCUAGCCGAAGUAACCAUGGAGAACCACAAUCCACUAGGCCGGCUCGACCAUUGGGAACUAAGUUUCGACUGGAUGCGAGAAGAGUUCAUACAGAAAAUGCAAGGAGCAUAUCCAACGGUCGUGGACGCCACAAAAUGCAUCUUCGGUCCACAGUCCCAGAUCUACACAGGACUAGAUUUCGCCGACGUUCUCACAUGUGAGAGACGGCCCAUCAUUGUGGACUUACCUCCAACCAAAGCAGAGGACCCGGUUCUAGGUAAAAUCCCUUCUUGUUGUAGAAAUGGUACGAUCUUACCACGAACCAUGGACCCUUCAAAAUCAGCAUCAAUCUUCACCAUGCAAGUCGCCAAAAUGCCUCCUGAUUUUAACCGGUCCGCGCUAUCCCCGCCUCAAAACUGGAGGAUCAAAGGAACGCUUAACCCGGAUUACUCAUGCGGGCCACCUGUUCGGGUCAGCCCGACUUUGUAUCCGGAUCCGAGCGGUAUGCCCACCAACAAAACGUCUUUCGCCAGCUGGCAAAUAGUAUGCAACAUCACACACGCCAAAACUGAAACACCAAAAUGCUGCGUUUCCUUCUCAGCUUUCUUUAAUGACUCUAUCAUCCCUUGUAACACAUGCGCUUGCGGUUGUGUUUCGGAAACGCGGCGCACAUGCAGCGCCGAGACUCCCUCAUUACUCAUCCCUCCAGAUGCUCUUUUAGUACCUUUCGAGAACAGAACAUCUCUUACAGUUGCGUGGAACGCACUCAAACACAAAACCAUCCCUAAUCCAAUGCCGUGUGGUGACAACUGCGGCGUCUCGAUAAACUGGCACAUAGCGACAGACUACAGAGGUGGCUGGACCGCGAGGAUCACCAUUUUCAACUGGGGAGAAAUCGAUUUCCCUGACUGGUUUCUAGCGGUUCAGAUGAAGAAACCAGCCAUUCGUGGAUUCGAGAAAGCGUAUUCGUUCAACGCGAGUCUCUUGAGUAUAGAAGGAGGUGUUAACAACACCAUUUUCAUGGAAGGUCUUCCCGGUUUGGAGUAUCUUGUGGCUGAACGUGAUGAGUUAGAUCCGAAGAAGAAACUUAGAGUUCCUGGUAAGCAACAGUCUGUGAUACAGUUCAGUAAGAAACUUACACCGGGGAUUAAUGUGCCGGAACGUGACGGAUUUCCGGCGAAAGUUAUAUUCAACGGAGAGGAAUGUUUGCUUCCCGAUGUGCUUCCACUUCCAAGUGGUGGAAGAAGAAAUGGGUUUGAUACUAUGGUUUUGUUGUGUAUGAUGAUUUUUGUUGUGGCGUUGGUAAUUUAAUUGUGAUCUUUCUAGAAUUUAUAUAAUGUGAUUUUCUUGAUUGAUUAGUUUGUUUUGUAAAAUAAAAUUGUUCAGUUGACAAAAAAAGAAAAGUAAAAUAAAAUUGUUCUUUUACUCAAUGUGGCUUUGAAAAUCAAUAUUGUAGAUUUUAAGUUUUGCUUCUUUUUUUUAUUAGUACAACAUUUGACUCGCUCACUCUUUUGUUAUUGUAUUUCUUAUCGAUUAAAUAUUUUUGGUUUACUGAUUCGAUUUCAGGAAAUAUUAUUAGUUUGGAAAUUGUUUUGUUGAUUACCCAUUCAUCUUCUAUUAAAAUAUUAUAACUAUUUUAAAAUUAAAUAGUUCUAUAACAAUUAUGAUUACUAUUACCUUUUGUUUCUUAGAAAAACCAAAUUAUACAAGUUCUCAACUUAAUUUUUUUUUCAAUUUUUUUAAAAAAAAAAAAUUGAAAAGAAUGGAUACUCAUCCAAAAUUUUUUCAGAGUAUCCCAUAUGAGAUUUUUGUGGAUGAGUAUUUGUGAUACUCAUUCUUUUAAAUACUAUUAUUAUCUUAAAUUUUGAGGAAAAAAAAACUCUUUUUUGUGCACAAGUUUUGUUAGAAACUCAAAGUUCAAACUGAUUUUAGCCAUUAUAUGAUAUUAACAUGUAGUCUGACAAAUUUGCAUCCGGCAAAUUCCCGUAGGAUGCUUACCCCAUUUUAACAAAAUAAUUGAUAUUAUUGUUAGAUUACAAAACUAAUACAAAGAACUUAGACAAAAUUAUGAGACUCCAUACAAAAUCUUCAAUUGCAUUGGAGAUUCCGUAUAAAACUGUAUCUUGCAAGAUUACGUACUCAUGUACUCAGUUGUACAUCUAAGAUAAAUAUUGUAACUGUUUAAACAUUAGACGAUAAAAAAGCAACAAAUUAAUCAUUUCAUAGUAUUCAUAAGCGCUCUAUCACCAUAUAAUAAAGAUUAGAAAUAAGCAUACUGGUUUACUUAGUUUGCUUUUUGGUAAAUGAAAAUUUGCCAAUUUGAACCAAAAUAAUUACGGCUCUGUUCGAUUCAUUUAAGUUAUUUUUUUAAAUAUAAUUUAGUUAUCGAUUUAGACCGAGUAAACGAGUUUUUUAAAUUUUCAGUUAUUCAAUUAGCUCUUUCAAAGUAUUGGUAUAAAUUAAAAUAGUUGACAAAAAAACCAAACUAACUUAACAAAUUGGUGAAUCAAACAACUAUUUCUAAAAUCUUUUGAACUGAACUAAAAACAAAUUUUAUCGGUUCGACAAAUUCAAUUUGGUUUAUUUCUGCAUGCCUAGCUAAUAUCAUCUAAAGUGUUAUUAUUAAUAUAUAUAUCAACAAAACAUUGGUGAAAUUAUAAUAAAAUAAAAAUAUUUUUUUAGGAUAGAGCAAUUGUUAAAAACAAAUAACAGAUAAAUCAGAGCGAAGUAAAAUAGUCAAAUCUUGAAAAUCAGGGGAAAAUCUACACAAAUUUCUUGACACAGAAACAAAAAGGGGAAAAAUGAAAAAAAUGCACACAACUAAG